CCUGAGGACACUGAGGGCGGUUCGAGUCCUGAGACCCUUAAAACUGGUGUCAGGGAUCCCAAGUCUUCAGGUUGUCCUGAAGUCCAUCAUGAAGGCCAUGGUCCCUCUGCUUCAGAUCGGUCUGCUGCUCUUCUUCGCCAUCGUCAUGUUCGCCAUCAUCGGCGUGGAGUUCUACAUGGGAAAGUUCCACACCACGUGUUUCAAGAUAGACACAGAUGAGAUCGCAGCAGACUGGCCCUGUGGUCUGGAGCCUCCGGCCAGGACGUGUCCUAACGGGACCCAGUGCAGAGAGUACUGGCCCGGACCCAACUUUGGCAUCACCAACUUUGACAACAUCCUGUUUGCGGUGCUCACCGUGUUCCAGUGCAUCACCAUGGAGGGCUGGGUGGAGAUCCUCUACAGCACCAAUGAUGUCGCAGGAAACACGUGGAACUGGCUCUACUUCAUCCCCCUCAUCAUCAUCGGCUCCUUCUUCAUGCUCAACCUGGUGCUCGGUGUCCUCUCAGGAGAAUUUGCCAAAGAACGCGAGCGUGUGGAGAAGAGGCAGGAGUUCCUGAAGCUCCGUAGGCAGCAGCAGAUAGAGCGAGAGCUCACAGGAUACUUGGAGUGGAUCUGUAAAGCAGAGGAGGUGUUGCUGGAGGAGGAGGAUGAGAUCGCAGAGGAGAAGUCCCCGCUGGACGGCGCCUGGUACAAGAGGAAACAAAACCUGCCAGUCCUGAAACGAGGCAAAUCAAAGAAAGGUAAAAACGACCUCAUCGGUGCCGAGGAGGGGGAGGAUCCUUUCGCCGACAUCUCCUCUGCCGCUCCCCCCGGCUCGCCGUUUGGUCGCGCCAGCGUGAAGAGCGGCGGCAAGUUGGACAGCUCCUCCUACUUCCGCCGCAAGGAGAAGAGGACGCGCUUCUUCAUCCGGCGCAUGGUGAAGGCCCAGAGCUUCUACUGGAUCGUCCUGUGUCUGGUCGGCCUGAACACGCUGUGCGUGGCCAUCGUUCACUACGACCAACCCGAGUGGCUCACGAGGGCGCUCUACACGGCAGAGUUUGUCUUCCUGGGUUUGUUCCUGACUGAAAUGAGUCUGAAGAUGUACGGACUCGGAGCGCGCAAUUAUUUCCAUUCCUCCUUCAACUGCUUUGAUUUCGGGGUGAUUGUGGGGAGUAUUUUCGAGGUGAUCUGGGACAUGAUUAAACCCGGAGCGUCGUUCGGCAUCAGCGUGUUGAGAGCGCUGCGGCUGCUGCGCAUAUUCAAAGUCACCAAAUACUGGAACUCGUUGAGGAACCUGGUGGUUUCCCUCCUGAACUCCAUGAAGUCCAUCAUCAGCCUGCUCUUCCUCCUCUUCCUCUUCAUCGUGGUCUUCGCUCUGCUCGGCAUGCAGCUGUUUGGAGGACAUUUCACGCCCAAGGAUUCAGGUUCUGGCAGGUUUAACUUUGAAGAGAAGACGCCCACAACAAACUUCGACACCUUCCCGGCGGCCAUUCUCACCGUGUUCCAGAUUCUGACCGGCGAGGACUGGAACGCCGUCAUGUACCACGGCAUCGAGUCUCAGGGAGGCGUCCGCCGCGGCAUGUUCUCCUCCAUCUACUUCAUCGUCCUCACUCUGUUUGGAAACUACACACUCCUCAACGUCUUCCUGGCCAUCGCCGUCGAUAACCUCGCCAACGCACAGGAGCUGACCAAGGAUGAAGAGGAGCAGGAGGAGGCAGCCAAUAAGAAGCUGGCGCUGCAGAAGGCUCUGGAGGUGAAGGAGGUCAGCCCCAUGUCGGCGGCUAACAUCUCAAUCACUGCUUUUGUAAAGCAAAAUCGAGACGCGAUCUCUCGCAGGUCGUCCAUCAACAGCAUUCAGUCACCGACAUACUAUACUGUCUCCUCGUCUCCCGUCCGACGAAUCUUGAGUAAGGAGCAGCGGGGAAGCAAAGCCAUGUCCGUGUGGGAGCAGAGGACCAAUCAGCUGAGGAGACACAACAUGAGGGCGAGCAGCGAGGCCCUGUUCAACGAGCUCGACCCUGAGGAACGCCUCCGCAUGACCUCCGCCCUCCACCUGCACCCCGACAUGAAGACCCACUUGGACCGGCCGCUGGUGGUGGAGUCCAGGAACGGCGACAAACAGGAGGUGGGAGAUGCCCGGCAGGACGGGGUGGGAGAUAACUUCCACACGCACUCCAGGAAACAUCACCGCCACCACAACAGAAACGGGGAGAGCAGAGAUGGAGGCGAGGGCAGGGGGGGGCGGCACCACGCCCACCACAGCAGGGGCAGAGAUCACAGCAGUGAUAGCGCCCCGGUGAAAGAGAGGAGGUACAGUCGAGACGGAGGAUUGGUGCACAGGCACCACCACCACCUGGCCGGAUCACCCGAGGAGGAGAACAAUGACCUGCAUGGAGGAGAACGGGGACAUCGCCAUCACCAUUACCAUCAUCCACCCAAAGAAGGGAACGGAAGGAUAGGGAACGGUGCACACGGAGAGUCCAAGAACAACGGAGACACGAAGGGACGCUGCUCUCGGAUACUCAGAACUCAGUCUACUCUGGACGGAGACGAUUGUAAGAGGAACAGAAACGGAGCCAGAGGCCACAGGGAGAAGCAGACGGAUGCUGAGGACAGCGGCCUCGCCUCCAGUCCUCUGCAGCUGAUGCACAGCAGCCUGAGUCUCGGGGAGAAGCAAGAGGACGAGGACAACCAGAAGAACUCCACCAGGGCCAGUCAGGCGGGACUGAACAGCAACGCCAUCCACAUCCCCGUCACCAUCACUGCACCUCCUGGAGAAACCACCAUCAUACCCAUGAACAGCAUCGACUGUGACAACUUCCAAAUCAGUGAGGAGAAGAAAGAUCUGGAGGACGAGGAGGCAGCUAAUGGGCCUCGACAGAUCCUUCCCUACAGCUCCAUGUUUGUCUUCGGACAAACCAACCCGGUGCGACGGCUGUGUCACUACGUGGUCAACCUGCGCUACUUUGAAAUGUGCAUCCUCAUGGUCAUCACCAUGAGCAGCAUCGCCCUGGCAGCCGAGGAUCCCGUGCAAGCCAACGCGCCGCGGAACAACGUUCUGAAGUAUCUGGAUUAUGUCUUCACGGGAGUCUUCACUUUUGAGAUGGUGAUCAAGAUGAUCGACUUAGGCCUCCUCCUCCAUCCUGGAUCUUAUUUCCGUGACCUGUGGAACAUUCUUGAUUUCAUCGUGGUCAGUGGAGCUCUGGUGGCCUUUGCGUGCUCGAGCCUGAUGGGAUCGCAACAAACUGUGGCCAGGGGGACGAAAGGCAAAGACAUCAACACCAUCAAGUCCCUGCGGGUCCUCCGAGUCCUGCGGCCGCUCAAGACCAUCAAACGACUGCCCAAGCUGAAGGCCGUGUUCGACUGUGUCGUGAACUCUCUGAAGAACGUCCUCAACAUCCUCAUCGUCUACAUCCUCUUCAUGUUCAUCUUCGCCGUCAUCGCCGUGCAGCUCUUCAAAGGCAAAUUCUUCUACUGCACCGACGAGUCCAAAGCUCUGGAGAAAGACUGCAGAGGACAGUUUCUGGACUACGACAGAGACAACGUGGAGGCUCAGCCCAGGGAGUGGAGGAAGUACGAUUUCCACUACGACAACGUUCUCUGGGCUUUUCUGACGCUCUUCACUGUUUCCACCGGAGAAGGCUGGCCCAUGGUCCUCAAACACUCUGUGGACGCGACGUACGAGGACCAGGGUCCCAGCCCGGGCUUCCGCAUGGAGACGUCCAUCUUCUACGUGGUCUACUUUGUCGUGUUCCCGUUCUUCUUCGUCAACAUCUUCGUGGCGUUGAUCAUCAUCACUUUCCAGGAGCAGGGAGACAAGGCCAUGUCGGAGUGCAGUCUGGAGAAGAACGAGAGAGCUUGUAUCGACUUUGCCAUCAACGCCAAACCCCUGACGAGAUACAUGCCAGAGAACAAGCUGUCGUACCAGUACAAGAUGUGGAAGUUUGUGGUGUCGCCUCCGUUUGAGUACGCCAUCAUGACGCUGAUCGCCCUCAACACGGUCGUGCUGAUGAUGAAGUUUUACGGAGCUCCAGACUUGUACGAGUCCAUGCUGAAAUACUUGAACAUCCUCUUCACGGCGCUCUUCACCCUGGAGUGCAUCCUCAAGAUCAUCGCCUUCGGUCCACUGAACUACCUGAAAGCAGCGUGGAACGUGUUUGACUUUGUGACUGUGCUCGGGAGCAUCACCGACAUCUUGGUCACAGAGAUUAAGACGGACAAAAUGAUCAACCUAAGUUUCCUGAGACUGUUCAGAGCAGCUCGUCUCAUCAAACUGCUGCGUCAGGGAUACACCAUCCGUAUCCUGCUGUGGACAUUUGUCCAGUCCUUUAAGGCUCUGCCGUACGUCUGCCUCCUCAUCGCCAUGCUCUUCUUCAUCUAUGCCAUCAUUGGCAUGCAGGUGUUUGGAAACAUCGAGCUGAACGAGGACACGUCCAUAAGCCACCACAACAACUUCCAGACCUUCUUCCAGGCCUUGACUCUUCUCUUCAGGAGUGCGACGGGCGAGGCGUGGCACGACAUCAUGCUGGCGUGUCUGAGUAACCGACCGUGUGAUAAGCUCUCGGGGAGCGUGGGCAAGGAGUGCGGGAGUGACUUUGCCUACUUCUACUUUGUCUCCUUCAUCUUCCUCUGCUCCUUCCUGAUGUUGAACCUCUUUGUCGCCGUCAUCAUGGACAACUUUGAGUAUCUGACCAGAGACGCCUCCAUCCUCGGACCUCAUCACCUGGACGAGUUCAUCCGCGUGUGGGCAGAGUACGACCCCGCGGCGUGCGGGAGGAUACGCUAUCAGGAUAUGUACAAAUUGUUACGUUGUAUUUCGCCCCCUCUUGGUCUGGGGAAGAAGUGCCCCAACAGGGUGGCUUAUAAGCGCCUGGUGAGGAUGAACAUGCCCAUCGCCGACGACAACACGGUGCAGUUCACGUCCACGCUCAUGGCUCUGAUUCGCACGGCGCUGGAGAUCAAGCUGGCGUCUGGCGUCCUGGCUCAGCAUUUGUGCGACGCCGACCUGAAGAGGGAGCUAAAGAGGGUUUGGCCGAACCUGUCGCAGAAGACCAUCGACCUGCUGGUGACGCCACAUAAAUACAAUGAGCUGACAGUGGGGAAAGUCUACGCCGCUCACAUGAUCUUUGACUUCUACAAGCAGAAUCGAGCUAAGCGACUUCAGCAGCAGCAGCAGCAGCAGCACGCAGGAGGACUGCAGUGUAAACUGGGAUCGUUGUUCCGACCCGUGCUGCCCCUCACUCACAUACAGGAAGUGGAGCCGCCGACCUGCAGCCCCAAACAGCCCCUCUCACCCCAGCCCGCACCUGUCACUCAGCCAUUAGCGCCGCCCACUUCCACCACCACAGCCGUCACCUCGACGAACAAGGACUCAGUACUGAACCAGAGGAAUUCCAUCAGACAUUCCCAAUCCCAAUCCGGAGGAUUCUCGCCGGAAUCACAGAGGCCCAAAGCUCGGAGGAAACUGCAGCGUGGUCAGUCAGAGGACAUGCCGUACUCCACCAGACCUCAGGACGUGGUGCAGCUGAGACAGGUGGAGGUGGAGGACGUCUCAGACACAGAAGCGUACCCAGGUCUGGACGCUCACUACAGAGCGGCGUCUCUUCCUCGUCUCAACGCCGAGUAUUACCGGAUCUACCCUCGCCACGCCCCUGGGACCCACCUGGCACCGAUCGUCGACCUCAGUCCGAUAAAGCGCUCCGCGUCCUCGCUGACUCCCCUGCGCCACCACGAGGCCGCGCUGAGGGAGUACGACCUGGAGCGGCCCGGCCGCGCCCAGUCCCCGACGGGACCGGGACACGUUCUUCAGGGUCAGGACAGAACCCACCACCAUCACCACCACCACCGCUGCCACCGACGCAGGGACAAGGACAAGGACCGGAAGCAGAAGUGUGUGGACAGAGCGGCGUCAGUGCAGCCGUCCAGCACUGUCGAUUCGUUCACCGACCCCUCAGAUGAAGGUCUGUCCAGAGAGCGCCCGAGGGAGCGCGACCGCAGCCGGCCGCACGAGAGGAGACACCACUCGUCGGCCGGGGAGAAGCAGCGCUACUACUCGUGCGAGCGCUACGGCAGCAGGGAGCAGUGCCACGCCAGGUCAGCUGGUCCCAGCAGAUCCACGUCUCCUGGUGAAGGACAGGACUCUGGGUUCUUUAAACUGUAUGGCAUCAGCGUGGGUAGAACUGGCCCGGUCACCUCAGAUCUGAAUACUCCGGGUCGCAGUCGCAGGCAGCUGCCACAGACGCCCCUCACCCCUCGCCCCGCCGUCGCCUACAAGACCGCCAACUCCUCACCGCUCCUGUCCAGUGCUGGCACCACUGCGACGGGACACCAGACUCGCUUCAGCCGCGGCCUUUCAGAGCACGAGCGAUUACUCUGGGACCACGUGUCUCCGAUACCGGUCACCCGCAUCGGCUCGGACCCUAAUGUAAACCGGACAGAGGACACAGAGGACUUUCAGGACGCUGUGAGCAGCCACGGAGGAGGAGGAGGAGGAGGAGGAGGACGCUCUGCCAGAACCACUGCCUCAACCACAGCCGCAACUGCUGCUGCCGCACCCGUCACACAGGGCCGGGUGGUUCCCAACGGAUACCACUUCACCCUCAACUCUGUGUCCGGACAGGGCAGCAGAGGAGCAGGAAGUCUCAGGGAGAGGGACGAGGAGGACUGGUGCUAACUUUGGCUCAGAACAGAGAGACAGACAGACAGACAGACAGACGGGUUGUCGGUGUUGUACAGUGAAGCCGGAGAAGGAGAAGAGAACGUGCUGUAAACGGGGACCAGAAAUCAUUCCAGCUUUUUUGUCGAGCUACUCUUGUUUUUUUUAUACAACAAACUCUUGAAGGAAUAAAGACUCUGACGACUCUUUGUGUCCCCUUUACUUGCACUGAAACGAUAGCACAUGUGAAAAAAACCCUGAAGUAUUUUUGCCUUUGCCAGUAAAAUCAGUGUUGGAGCAGAAGACAAAAGCCAAAAGCCCUUCAUUCCUGGUGUGAAUACAACUGCUCACAACACUGUUUUUAUCCUUUUUAUUAUUAUUAUUAUUAUUAUUAUGACUUCUGUAUGCUUGAUUUAUAUUUAUGUUUUCCACGUUGUUUCUGACAAGAGUUAAAACGAUCAUGUUGAUGCUACCACCAAA
Solea senegalensis (Senegalese sole) is the source of this 7114-nucleotide messenger RNA. RefSeq names its product voltage-dependent N-type calcium channel subunit alpha-1B-like. Gene Ontology annotation, biological process: calcium ion import across plasma membrane; chemical synaptic transmission. Gene Ontology annotation, cellular component: voltage-gated calcium channel complex; membrane; neuronal cell body. The transcript is spliced from 50 exons. The coding region runs from base 89 to 6652 and encodes 2187 amino acids. The record is from RefSeq and is a predicted model, not a curated record. Gene Ontology annotation, molecular function: high voltage-gated calcium channel activity. NCBI's taxonomy places the organism in Eukaryota, Metazoa, Chordata, Actinopteri, Pleuronectiformes, Soleidae.